GGGCCUGAGCCUUCAUCACCUAGAUGAUCAACCAAUCCAACGAUAGUAAAUCGUUAAACUCCCGCCAAACUAAAAUAUAAGAACCCGAACCGGAUAUAAUCAUCGAACUCUCCAGCUCCACUGUUGGGGAACCUCACCAAUGAAUUGCACGCACUGUACCGUACCAACGGUUACCUUCCCUGCAAAACCAAACCUCGCUUCCCCCAAAACCCUUCGUCUUCUACCUCGGUGUUUCACUAACCAAUCUCUUAAAACACCCCACCUUCAGAAGAACAUAAGCUUUCGAGUCCGAGCUUCGGCCACCGAUAGUAGUGGAGCCAGGAACUGGGUCAACCGGUUGCCGACUGGAGCUUUGGCCGCCGAUAAGGUUCUUCGACUGAUUGCCGGCGCCACUUCCAGUCCCAUUGGCCAGUACGUCUCUUCGCCUUUCACGUUUCUUCAUUCUGUUGACCCAAGAAUCAAAUUGGUAUGGCUAUUGGCCUUAGUUGUUUUACCAGCAAGGGCGCAUAUAAUAUUACGACUUGGAUUAGUAAUCUUCUUGGCCAUUUUGUCAAUAUGGAUUCUUCCAAGACAGACGUGGAUGGACCAACUGGGAAGAGUGUCCUUGCUUUCUGGAAUUUUGUUCAUCAUGUUGGGGCUGGGUUCUGAUGGCGUGCCAUCCCUUGUUCAAUCACGAACCCCACCUUCUUCAGUGACGGGAUUGCCAAAUCUUCCUUCAUCUUUAGUAGGUUAUUCAUAUUCAAUUAUGAAGCUAGGACCAUUGGAUUUUACAAGGAAGGGGUUGUCGAUAGCUAGUACGGCUGCCUGUUUAACCUUCACGGUCUUCCAAAGUGCAAGCCUUUGCUUGACAACCACGACCCCCGAACAACUUGCAUUUGCCCUACGGUGGUUUAUGUUUCCCUUAACUCAUAUUGGUGUGCCAGUGGCUGAAAUUACUCUCACCCUUAUGUUGUCGUUAAGGUUCAUCAAUCUAGUGUUUGACGAGGUACGGAAUGUAGCAUUGGGGAUUAUAUCUCGUAGGAUAAAUUGGGAUCAAUUGACAAUGUUGGAGUCCAUUGAUCUGUUCUUUGCCUAUUUCCGUCGAAUUUUCAAAAAUAUUUUCAACCAUGCUGAGCAGAUUUCACAGGCAAUGAUUGUCAGAGGUUUUAGAGGAGACAGCAAGUCUCACACAAUUUAUAACUUAUCGGAAUCAUCCUUUGGUAGAGCAGAUAUUAUUUCUUUGUUGUGCCUGGUUGGUGUUACCGCUGCUUGUGUUCUCUCAGACUAUCUUCUUGUCUAACUAACACGAGAGUUAAAAAAGGUUUCAACAACUUGUUAACAUACACUCGCACGGGCUGUUGGAUGAGGAGCUAGCAUGACAUGAUUGGGGGAAUGAGUGACAUAUUAGUUGGAAAUGGCGACCAUGGUGGAGUCCAUUAAGUAUAGAACGGUCUAUAAAAAGGACUUGGGAGAUACAUAAUUUCAUAUUCUUUGUUUACAUUUUUUUCCCAUCUAAGUUCAAACACAUUACCAAUUGUGGUCAUUAGCAAUGUUUAGAUGCUGCCCUUGUUAUCUUUUUAGAGUUCAUUUUAAACAUGUCUUGACUGCUA
Molecule: messenger RNA, 1589 nt
Organism: Cannabis sativa
Lineage: Eukaryota; Viridiplantae; Streptophyta; Magnoliopsida; Rosales; Cannabaceae
Product: protein ABCI12, chloroplastic
Exons: 8
Coding region: 140-1279 (379 amino acids)
Cellular component (GO): chloroplast
Source: RefSeq, a predicted model, not a curated record